AAAAAGACAAGAUCAUCAAGAUCAAGUCACAAUUGGAAGCAAAAAGCAUUGCAGUAAGCUUCCUACAUGUUUCCUCAGAUUACAAUCCGGCAGACAAAGGUACCAGAGGACUGACUGCAUCUGAGAUAAACAGCAGCUCGUGGAUUCAAGGUCCACAAUGGCUCAACAAAGAAGCCCACACAUGGCCAAUCAAGCACAUAAGUUGGCUCGAACAGGACAGGCAACUUGAUAAUUGUGAAAUUACAGUACAAGCUGUCAUAGCACCUGUCAUAGCUGAAAGAGAAGAAAAUGCAAACAUAUUAAUAGACUUAACGCAUUUUUCUAAACUCAAUCGUGCACUGCGAACAUUAGCUUUCGUUGCAAAACUCAUAAUAAACUGGGCAAAAGCCACAAAUAAGAAUCGAAACACAAACAUCUCCAUAGCUCUUGAAGAUCACUUCACAAACAGCCACGAAAUAAUAGCUGAAGAUAUAUCAGCAAGCGAAACCCUUAUUCUUGCACAAGAGCAUAAAAAUUUUCAAGUCGAUGAACUUCAGAAGCGCUUCACAAAUCAAAAAAUAUUACGUGACGGCAACGGAUUGAUUCGUUACGAAUCUCGAAUAACGAAUGCGUUGCUUCCCUACGACACAAAAUUUCCAAUUUUUCUACCUAACCAAUCAGAAGCAACAAGGCUGAUUAUAACCAACAUACAUGAGCAAAACGCACAUUGUGGAAAAGAGCAAACUCUCUCAAUACUAAGGCAACGUUUCUGGAUACCAAAACCUUCCAUAACAGAUGUGACUUUAUGGGACCGUUCCUAUCUACGACAAAUGAGAACAUGUACGUCUGCUUGUUCACGUGCCUUACAACAAGAGCCAUACACUUAG
Messenger RNA from Strongylus vulgaris, 866 nucleotides. Lineage: Eukaryota; Metazoa; Nematoda; Chromadorea; Rhabditida; Strongylidae. The record is from the annotation of a GenBank genome assembly.